Messenger RNA from Acytostelium subglobosum LB1, 822 nucleotides. RefSeq lists its product as hypothetical. The record is from RefSeq and is a predicted model, not a curated record. Gene Ontology annotation, biological process: proteolysis. Bases 1 to 822 code for a protein of 273 amino acids. The transcript has a single exon. Lineage: Eukaryota; Evosea; Eumycetozoa; Acytosteliales; Acytosteliaceae. Gene Ontology annotation, molecular function: cysteine-type peptidase activity.
AUGACAAACCCAAUAACGCUCUACUAUCAUCUGGGCAAAGAGUUGAGGCCUGCUGCAAUGGACCCAAAAGAGAAGCAAGAACUUCAGAGACAGCUCAAAGAUGACACGAUACACGCCAAACGAGUACAGGACAUGGCAUCGAUGCGACACGUUCUAGAGUCAGUUGCUCCUCAAGUCAUGGAUCUCGUCACACGCUAUUGGAACAAUGCAGUCAGUUGGCAGGACCUUCCAACACUAUUAAAGAAGGAGCUCAAGAAUCACAAGAACAAGGACAUGUUGGUAGAUGCUAUUAAGAAUGAGGCGCACCAGAUCAAGAAGGGAAGCGGCAAGCGAGAGGAUAGCGGUGGGCUUUACGACUAUGAGAUUGAGCAGCUGCCGUUCCACAAGGAUGGGUUUGAGGGUGUCAUCGCGAGUGAUCAACUGGAUGAGCUCAAGCCCAAGCAGUGCAUGUCAUUCAUUAUGAACCUGGACAACAGCCAUCAGCCGGGCAGUCACUGGGUCGCUUGUAACAUUGAUGCCAAGGGUGACAAGUCGAUCGAGUAUUAUGACUCGUUUGGCGAUGACCCGAGCACUGACUUUAUGAGGAGGAUGAAGCAGUUGGUUGAAGAGAUAGAUCCAGACGUGUAUUUGAAGUUUAAAGUCAACAGGGUGAUUGACCAGGCUGUCAAUACUGAUACCUGUGGAUUGCACGCAAUAAAAUGGUUGAUCAAUCGUUAUCGCGGGGUGCCCUUCAAAGAGGCGACUGGCUACAGUGAUGUGAGGAGAGAGGAGAAGCGAGCGCGAGCAAUGGAACAGAGAUACAAGAAAUUCGGUUACUUAUAA